Fusarium coffeatum is the source of this 1341-nucleotide messenger RNA. RefSeq lists its product as uncharacterized. NCBI's taxonomy places the organism in Eukaryota, Fungi, Ascomycota, Sordariomycetes, Hypocreales, Nectriaceae. The record is from RefSeq and is a predicted model, not a curated record. The coding region runs from base 1 to 1341 and encodes 446 amino acids. The transcript has 2 exons.
AUGUCGCGCCCCUCAGUAUUAACCUGCGUUAUCGUCGCCGCCAGCGUCUCUCUUUUUCUCGUCGUCUUUACUUUCUUCCAAGAAUCUCUGGAAGUCCCUUGGACUUAUGUACACAGCAAAGCAGAAGAGUAUCUAAACACAAACACAGAUACAAGCACAAACACAAACUCAACAUCGUCAUCACAAAACACCACUUCUUCAGUACAUAACUGUCAAGACCCUUAUCGUCAACCUGGUUACCUUUAUAUCCCGGCUGAUAUAAACGGCACCGACCAAUACAAAAAGACACAAUGGAUUCCUUUCUCUGACGACCUUCUUGAUGCUGCCGCUCCCGAUUAUGCUGUCUAUCCCCCAGCCGGCGAAGUCAUCUUCAACGCGACGGAACCGGAGUCUGACUACGCCAAGCACUCUUCUACACCGCGACAAUGGCUCCCUGAAGCUAUCGCCGAGAGCGCUCGUCGAAAGAAGGCUAUUAACGCCGAUGGCAAGACCAAGGUCGAUGCCUUCGCAUCUAUGAAGGAUGAUGGUGACUUCGGCUGGCUCUGGGGUCGUCGCAUCAUUCUGUUCAGUGACUCCGUCGAUCGAUUCAUGAUGCAGUUCUUCUGCAGCGAGUUCAAGCGUCCUAUGCAACAGCCAAAGCCCCACACAAUCGCCAGCUGCAGCAUUCCCGAGUUCAACCUGACCUUUACCCACUGGCAUCAUGCUGGCUCCAUGACAUACCGACCCGAGUGGUGGUGGAUGGACGACAUGGAAGAGAUCGCCUUUGAAGAGCGCUGGGAUAAGUACUGGACGCCCAUGUACGACCAGGUCCGCGGGCCCAACAACAGACCCGACCUUAUUCUCUGGCAGAACGGACUCUGGGACCAGCGCGCCUUCUGGGAAGCUGGUGAAGCGAACCACGAAAUCGAUGUGUAUCCCAUGGGAACCCGCGUGCGCCAGCUAGUCUGGCAAGAAAUCCGCUUCGCAGCCGCCCGCACCCGUGAUUUCGUCGAGCGCAUCCAGCGAGAAUUCCCUGGCUCGCCAACCAUGUUCCGCAGCAUGACAGUGCACCGUAUGAGCGACGCCACCGAUGCAAGCAUUUACGAUCUCGAGAGAUUAUCCCGUGCGAUUGCAGCAAAGGCGGGCCACGAGGUUUUUGAAUGGGGACGUAUGAUUACUUCCCUUUCGAUGCUGUAUAAGGAUAAGACCCAUCCUGGAAAGGGACCUGCGAGUUGGCUUUGGGGAAACAUGGUGCUUGAGUAUCUUGCGCGUGUGGGUGGUGCGGGAGAUGAGGCGAGGAAACCUUACUUUGAUGGAUGGGAUGAGUGCCAUGAUGAGUUGGUGGGCUGGGGUGGACGAUAG